ACUACGAGCAGCUCUUCCAGCAAGGUGCAACGCCGAAUGAGGUACAGCCGCAGCAAUCCGUCUGCAUCGUUCUACAGUUGCAAUAGAUGGACCCGAAGGCUUUCUAUGGAGUCCGGGUGCCUCCUGCUGAGGAAAGUGAGGACAUCUGCCUUAGCGACAGCGACACUGAUGAAUACAGCCCAAGCACGUAUUCCGCCCUUCCAACCGAGGAGUCCGACAGCGGAACAGGUGAGCAAUUGUGAUGACUAGACAGUGUUUUUAUUGCAAAAAAUUGCAUUCGAAAUCGAUAGAAGCGCCUGUUCACUAAAAGUAUUUCUUUUCUCGCGCUCCUGUGCAGACGUUGAUGAAGAUGAAAGCAACGAGCCUUCCGAGCCUUCAUCAUCAAUGCCGAGAAGUGUGCUCUGGAAGCGAGUCAGCGAGCCACGAUCUUGCGAUCCGUCCUGGGGAGAUUCGCUGCCAGAUCACCCCGCUGAAACCAAAACGCCGUUUGGAUAUUUUCGCUACUUUUUUGACGACAGUGUUUUGAGCCUCAUUACUGAGCAGUCAACUCUCUAUGCAGUUCAGAAGAAUGCAAACAAGCCGUUGUGCCUGUCGUGUCUCGAGCUUGAGCAGUUUUUGGGGAUAACAAUGUAUAUGUCGAUCUACAGCCUGCCAAGGUCCCGGAUGCACUGGAGCCAUUGUACAAGAGUGGAGAAAGUCGCACAGGUCAUGCCCCGUGACAGGCGGUAGAACAUAAAAAAUAACCUCCACCUGAAUGACAAUGACCUCUUGUCUCAAAACAAUGGAAAAGACAAGCUCUUCAAGAUCCGGCCGUUAAUUGACAUGCUUCUGCCCAAGUUCCAAGGACUACCGAAAACCCAGAAACUGGUAAUCGACGAACAAAUGGUCCCAUUCAAAGGCAGAUCAUCGCUGAAACAGUACCUCCCCAGCAAGCCCCAUAAGUGGGGCUACAAAAUUUUUGUCCUUUGUGAUAUCCAUCGGAUGGUCCAUGAUUUCUCCAUCUAUACUGGGCAAAUCCUCCCCGUUCCUGGAUGGCCGGAUCUCGGCGCAAGUUCAAACAUAGUGCUUCAGCUCUCUCAGACCAUUCCAGUUGACAAGACGUACUUUCUGUUUUUCGACAACUGGUUUACGUCCGUGAAGCUUCUGGUCGAGCUGCACCACCGAGGCAUUUCUGCUAUGGGGACUAUCCGUGGCAAUAGGAUUCCUGGUUGUAGACUGCCAAGCGACAGCGAGAUGAAGAAGAACGGGAGAGGGAGUCACGAGGAAAGGCAGGCUACCUUUCAAGAUGUAGACGUCAGAGUUGUCAAGUGGUAUGGCAGCCGCCGAGUCACAAUCGCGAGCACGUUAGGAAGCGCAGAGCCACUGGGACAUUGCAAGCGUUACGACCGCAAGCGAAAGGAGACAUGUGAUGUGCCGCAACCAGCUAUUGUGAAGACGUACAACUCAUUUAUGGGUGGUGUGGACCUGCUGGAUGGUCUGAUGGCAUACUACAAAAUUUUUCUAAAAUCGAAAAAAUUCUACCUCCGAUUUUUUUUCCACUUCGUGGACAUGGCUCUAGUCAGCAGCUGGCUGAUGUACCGGAGAGACUACGACGCCCUGGCUGUUCCAAAAAAAAGAGCAGCUAGACCUGCUAAUGUUCAAGGCAUCUGUAGCAAGCUGCCUGUGCGAGCAAAACAAAGACCUGUCAAGAAAAAGAGGGCGACCAUCUCUCUCUGUGGAUGCUGAGAUUGAGAAAAAAAAGAAAAGAGGGCAAGUAGCCACAACACCGCACCGAGAAGUUCGUCAAGAUAGUGUGGGACACUGGCCUGAGGUGGCACAGAAAAGGCAGCGCUGCAAGAUGCCAGGUUGCACAGGUCAACCGGUUUCCUUCUGUACAAAGUGCAAAACGCACCUUUGCAUCAGCAAGAAGUCAAACUGCUUCAUCUCUUUCCACAAGAAUUGAAGUAGUGAGUGCUGCUGCUCGAAAGCACGGGCAAUAAAAAUGUCUAAAAAAACAAUUUUUUUGCCA
Ixodes scapularis (black-legged tick) is the source of this 2008-nucleotide messenger RNA. RefSeq names its product piggyBac transposable element-derived protein 3. Lineage: Eukaryota; Metazoa; Arthropoda; Arachnida; Ixodida; Ixodidae. The transcript has 2 exons. The record is from RefSeq and is a predicted model, not a curated record. Bases 823 to 1725 code for a protein of 300 amino acids.